This is a messenger RNA of Coniosporium apollinis CBS 100218, 1467 nucleotides long. RefSeq lists its product as uncharacterized. The record is from RefSeq and is a predicted model, not a curated record. Gene Ontology annotation, biological process: transmembrane transport; carbohydrate transport. The coding region runs from base 1 to 1467 and encodes 488 amino acids. Gene Ontology annotation, molecular function: carbohydrate:proton symporter activity. The transcript has 3 exons. Lineage: Eukaryota; Fungi; Ascomycota; Dothideomycetes. Gene Ontology annotation, cellular component: membrane.
AUGGGAAAAGCGACAACGUUCCUCUCAGCCAUCUUCUUGGCCAUUGGAGGGUUUCUCUUCGGAUACGACAGCGGCAUAAUCACCUCCAGCAUCGCGCAGGAGCACUUCGUCGAGUACUUCUCAAAACCAAACGACACCGUGGUCGGAGGAAUUGUUUCGGCCUUCCAAGGGGGUGCCACCCUCGGUACUGUAGUCAACAUGUUCUUUGGCGACCGACUCGGUCGAAAGAUGACCAUAUUCGCUGGUUCAUGUGUUGCCACGUUUGGGUGCGCUCUUCAAGGUGGCGCAGCAAAUAUGGCCAUGCUCAUCGUCGGCCGUUUCAUCGCCGGGAUAGCGGUGGGGAUGCUCACUGCUACAAUUCCGAUGUAUGCCUCUGAGCUUUCUGAAGCAAGCUACCGUGGAAUCAUGUCUGGUCUGUUGCAAUGGAUGCUCAGUUGGGGAUUCCUUGUGGCGCAAUGGCUGGGGUAUGGGUGUUCGUUCACCAAGGGUUCUUUUCAAUGGCGGUUCCCUCUCGCGUUUCAAUGCUUCCCGAGCCUGAUCCUCCUUGUUGGCAUAUGGUUUCUUCAAGAGUCCCCCCGCUGGCUAAUGGAAAAGGAUCGGCAUGACGAUGCGAUGCGAGCGCUCCGUAAGCUGCGUUCUGGCACAAACGAAGAGGCAAUCGAGCUCGAAUUCCGUGAAAUCCGUGACGUGAUCAUGGCAGAUCGCGCCCUCAUCAAGAUUUCAUGGUUUUCUAUCGUCAAGAGGGCCUCUUGGCGCCGUCGGCUCUUGCUCGGCUGUGGUGUACAGGCCUUCGGCCCUCUGUCCGGUAUCAACGUCAUCAACUACUUCGGUCCUCAGAUAUACAAGUCUCUGGGUAUCGGCAACCAAACAGCGUUGAUGAUCAUCGGCAUCAGCGGUGCUCUCUCGAUCGUCUAUUGCACCAUUGGCCUAUGGCUCCUUGACCGAGUCGGUCGGGUCAAGCCACUCAUCGUCUCCGCGGCCGGCCUCGGAGCAGCGCUUGUUGUCAACGCUGCCCUAUCUCAACACUUCGACCCGAACAAUAACAACCUGCUUCGCGCUAUGGUUGCAAUGAACUUCGUCUUCAGCCUGUUUUACACGCCCUUGGGUAUCAUCUCUUGGGUUUAUCCGGCGGAGAUCUUUCCAGUGGAAAUCCGGAAUCAAGGAAAUGCUAUUACUACGUUCACGAAUUGGACCUUCAAUCUCGUAUUUGCUCAAUUUUCUCCUGGAGCGCUGUCGAAUAUCGGGUUUCGCUAUUUCUACGUUUUCUUUGUCUUCAAUGUGAUCGCUUUAGUAUGUUAUAUCUUAUUCUAUCCAGAGACUAAGGGCAAGACGCUGGAGCAGAUGGAUGAAUUAUUUGGCGACCAGCUUGUUCCUCAUGCUCUGCAGGACUCUGCUGCCGCGAGCGCUGCAAUUGAGAGGAUAUCCUUCUCUGCGGGAAGUAUUAAUACUUCUGCAAAGAAAGUCUAA